Molecule: messenger RNA, 4183 nt
Organism: Anastrepha obliqua
Lineage: Eukaryota; Metazoa; Arthropoda; Insecta; Diptera; Tephritidae
Gene: Rsod
Exons: 12
Coding region: 608-4048 (1146 amino acids)
Biological process (GO): superoxide metabolic process
Molecular function (GO): metal ion binding
Source: RefSeq, a predicted model, not a curated record
AUUUUUCUUUCGAAAUAAGCUUGAAUGAUGAAGAGCUCAAUGGGUUAAAGCAUUUCAUUGAAACACGUUGAGCUCCAAUAAUAAAUUCUUACUUGUAGCUUAUGAUUGCCUGAUAGAACUCUGCUUGUGUAUACUUGUACGCCCAAAUUUAACGGCAUAACACUGAAAACUAGCUUCGGCCAGGUAACUUAGUCAGCUGAUGUAAUUCAAACCAGUUCCAUGCCGGCGAAACCAUGCAGCAAACCACAGUGGAAAUGGCAGACUGCGAAAAUCGUUAUAAAACCUCUUUCUCACCACACCGGUUGCUGCCAGCUCGCACACAAGUACGCCUUCAAGUCAACUUUUGCAGGCCAUCGAUGACUGCGAUGAAGAAAACCAGAUUUAGUUGUACGAGAAACGUUAAAGCGCUACUUUGUGACUCAGUCAAUAGCGACGGUGCGUGGUUUGACCAACAUGUGAAAGUGAAAAUAAUUAAUUCUGUUUCUUUGUUAUGAGGUUGUGAAACAUUAGUUUGGAAACCUUUUCAUGUUAUGUACAAAUGGAUGCAUGUAUUGCAUGAAUAUUCUCUUGUUAUAACAAAAUACAAAGGGGCGAGCAGAGAAGCAAAAUGAAGUUUCCAUACUUAUUGGUCAUGGCUGCUUCAAUUUUGUCGCAAAAUAUUGUCGGCGCGCAACAACUGAUAGCGUAUAUCUCUCAGCAUGGUCUGCAUGGGGAGAUCACUUUCCGGCAAGCCAAUUCAACAUUUGUGGAAAUUAAAGCAAAACUAGAAACCACACUUCAGUAUCCGGACCAAGUGUGGAGUUGGGGCGUAAGAAAGUUUCCAGUAGACUAUACUGAUACCGAUCCAGUAACACGUUGUAGUUUGGAGAAAUUGGGUGCUCAGGUUUUGAGUUUCGAUGAGAGUCUGGACUAUUUGGUAUUGCCUGGAAAUGAGACUGCCAUAUGGCAUCGCGAAAUGAAUCUAAUAGGUGAAUCUGGGAUUUGGGGAAAAUCUCUCGUUCUUACGGAGGUCAACUCAAAUGUUCGUAUUUGUUCUACUAUCACCACGAUCCAGAUGUCAAUAGAGCAUAUGGCAGAAGCUCGCUUCAACACACCUAUAGCGGGCUCAGUGCACUUUCGUUGGUUGGCGCCAUCAGGCGGCGCAGAUGGAGAUACACUCAUCUACUCUGACCUCUAUCAUAUACAAGCACAGCCCGCAAAUGACGAUCGUAGCAAGCCGAUGACACGUCACAGUUGGAAAAUUUUUGUUACGGAUAUAUUCAAAAACGAUCAUCACCGCACCGAAGACAAUUGCAAUUUUCUGCAGCUCGUGUUUGAUCCUCAAGGUUACGGGGAGAACAAAGGUAUUGGUGAUCUCGACGCCAGAUUGGGAAAGAUCAAUGUAGCGAAGAAUGCGUUACAUACAGCACAACGCGCUGUUUACAGAGAUGAUAAAUUUGUAUUGUUGCCCUCUGAUUUAUCGAUACCACAUCGCACGCUGUACUUGGUAUUAUUCGAUGAUCAGCAUCCGGACAAUUUUUUGGCGUGCACACAAAUUCGCCAUGUGCAGCAACUGACAUACAAAACCUUCUUAAACUCUGGCGGCAUUAAAGGUGAAAUAACAUUUACUCAACGUUCACGUUUCGAUCCCACCUUCCUGAAUUUCACAAUUGAAUCAGCUGGCAAGCAAGCACGCUUUGUCAACCGAAAGUUUGCCGAAGACGUCUCGGCAUUUCGCAUACACACUCUCCCACCUAUACCGCACAGCAAAGGCUUACAAAGUUAUUGUAAGUCCACCGGAAAGAUAUUUAAUCCACAUUCCCUCGAAACUGGAAUUAUACCCCCUCCGGGCUUUGGAACUCAAGAUCAAUAUCCCAUCGGCGAUUUGAGUGGAAAAUUGCAGAGCCGCAAUAAAGAUUACUAUCAUAAUUAUAUACUACCAAAUGCUAGUUCAGAGCUCAGUGGACUCUACUGGGACACAUUCUUGCCAUUGCAGGGUAUUAAUAGUAUCGCACACCGCGGCAUGGUAAUCUUUACAUACAACCGUACCGACGUAGACAAUAUAACAGAAACACCUUGGAGUUGUUCGACUAUAACGCAAUACCGAAAGAAUGGUGUCUAUCAGAAGCCAAUGCUUACAGCGCAAGUACUGUUCCGCUAUCCGUUGGUGGGCCGCGUACUUUUCCGUCAACCGGCUGAAGAGCCUUGGCAGGACACCACUGUCAUAUUUGAAUAUCUUAUACACGCCGACGGAUCGACACAAAACAACACCUUCGAGCACCGUUGGGCCAUACAUAGUAACUCGCCCGGAAAGGAUUUCUAUGACUGGCAGAACCGUUGCAUUUCUGCAGGCAACGUCUUUAAUCCUCAUAAAGUACAGUGGGGAAAUCAUUCGGUUGACGAUUACUGUAAACCUCAUCUACCGGCAAUGUGCCGUGUGGGAGCUUUGGAUACCCGCGUGGGAACUUUGACAAUAGCGGGUAGUAAGAAAAAUGCGGAGCACUUAAGUCGACUAAUGUUUACGGAUACAAAUCUGCCAUUGUCUGGCAGGCAUAGCAUCCUGGGAAAAUCAUUAGUAGUCUACGAUGAUUUCGGUCCAAAGGCACGCGGGGAACGACUGGCAUGCUCAAUCAUCUUUGGACACUUCCGGCGCAAAGUAGUGGCGAAAGAAUGGUACGCGAAUGGAGAUGAAUUGACAGUAAGUGGACGCCUAGAAAUCACACAACAAUCGGAAUAUGACAUUAGCAAUAUUGAGGUGCAGUUCAAAGGACUGAAAGAAAACAGCGGUUAUCAUAUACAUAUGACCCCAGUGGAAGCUAAUCUUGAGUUUCCUUGCGAAGCUACCACCCUUUAUGGCCACUGGAAUCCAUUCAACAUCAAUGUGAAAUCCUCACCGCCGCCACAGCAAGGGACGACCGAUCAGUAUGAAAUGGGUGAUUUGAGUGGGAAAUUCGGUACCCUUGAUGACGUCACACAGUUCGAAGAUGCCUACAAUGAUACCAAUUUGCCGCUGUUUGGUUACAAUAGCGUAAUCGGUCGUUCAGUGGUGAUACAUAAAAAGCGCCGAAAUGCUCGUUGGGCCUGCAGCACUUUGGAGCGCGGCUACAGCCCUAGCGAGGCGCGGGAGAUACGUGCGAUUGCAUCAUUUCAUCAUCCCACUGGAUAUGCUUAUGGUUAUAUCAAAAUGACACAAUUGGUACAUAUCGACGGGAGUCAAUCGGAAACGGUUAUCGAGGUCAAACUAAGACACCCAGGGAAAAACGAUCGAAAUAUGACAUAUGAUCACAAUUGGCAGAUAUAUGUGAACCCUGUAGGUGUGGAUGCAGUAGUAAAGCCCACAAUAACGCGAUGUGUUGCCGGUGGUUAUGUGUGGAACCCAUACUAUACUCAACUAGCAGAUCCCCUGAAUCGUGAUUUAUACGAGCAGGAGUGCGGUCCCGAUAAUCCACUACGCUGUUAUGUAGGCGAUGUAGGCGCACGCCUCGGUACUAUAAACCUCGGCGUUGAGCGCGUGGUUCUUACGGACUCUAACUUUCCUCUCGAAGGUCCUGUGGGGGCUAUUGGACGCUCUAUAGUCCUCUUUGGACCUGAUCAUUCUUCGGAACGCUUUGCUUGUGCCAACAUUGAACCGGAUCAUAAUGUUUUCAAAUAUGUCAAUUUGCAGAAACCCCCAAGAUUUGUUGUAGCUCAGUUCCUAGAAGAACUUCGGUCCGUCAUGGGCAUACCCGAAUGGAUGUUGGACGUGGAUGCACGCAAAACUAAGGAGCUGCAUGGCGGUGCUUGCAUUCAAAUGAUCAUACAUUUCAAGGGUCCCAUAGCUCAUCGUUUAGAACUGGACAUGUCACGACUAAUCGCCGCUGGACGUCUAGACGCACCAAGUUUAUACGUUCCAGGUUACGUGAAUACUAAAAGAAAGGCUACAAUAUCGUAUAGGACUUGUGGUGUACGAGAUCCAAAUGAAAAACGUACUAAAUCAUUCACCGGCAGCUUCUACAACACCUCAAAUCGAUCGCUUCCAAAGUAUCUCAUAUUCGCAAUUUUAAUCUCAUUCAGUUUGUAUAGUCAAUAAACAUUUCGCUUUGAUGUUUCGUGAUGUGCACACAAAUAUAGUCCAGUGUUUGUUAAAUAUGUAACUUUCUUGUGUAUAUAUAAACAUACCUUCUGUAUUCAUACAAUAAAUAAAUAAACAUAAUUUAUUUUAGAA